GCACACCAGUUUCAAAUAUACUCAAGUAAGCGUCGUUCAUCACGGUCAAGCAAGAAUCAAGGAAAAAAACCAAAUAGGCCAUCCUAUACUGUUUUCAACGAAGCUAUGGGGUCCAAGGAUAAAAAGCAAGAGAAGAACCAGAACAUACAUGUUGCCGUCCGUUGCAGGCCACUGUCGUUGCAAGAAAAGAAACAGGGCUCGCACUCCAUAGCCAGCAUCAACAAUGAAAAGCGUGAGGUUUACAUGAAGGAGCGCGCAAACACGAAAACAUUCACCUUUGACCAGGUGUUUGGCCCUGAGGCUGAGCAAGUUGAUAUAUACAAGAGUGUAGUAAUGCCAGUUGUGGAGGAGGUUCUCAUGGGAUAUAAUUGCACCAUGUUUGCGUAUGGACAAACAGGGUCGGGUAAGACCUAUACGAUGGAGGGUGAAAGAACGGCAGAGCAACACAUAUCUUGGGACAAGGACCCACUAGCUGGGAUUAUCCCACGAUCUGUGCAUCAAAUAUUCGAUACUCUCACCAAGCAGGAUGUAGAAUUCUCAAUGAGAGUCAGCUUUCUGGAGCUGUAUAAUGAAGAACUGUUUGAUCUACUGAGCUCCAGUGACAAUGGUCAACGAAUGCGAAUAUUUGAAGAUUCUGCCAAGAAGGGCUCCGUGGUGAUCCAAGGUCUUGAAGAGAUUGCAGUCAUGAACAAGGAUGAAGUUUACAACAUCAUGGAACGAGGCGCAAUGAAGAGACAGACGGCAGCAACUCUCAUGAAUGCAAGCUCUAGCCGAUCUCACUCAGUGUUCAGCAUCACGAUCCACAUCAAAGAGAACACCGUCGAUGGGGAAGAAUUACUGAAGACGGGCAAGCUAAACCUGGUAGAUCUCGCGGGCAGCGAGAACAUCGGUCGCUCCGGGGCUAUUGACAAGCGGGCGCGUGAAGCAGGAAACAUAAACCAGAGUCUGCUGUCGCUGGGUCGUGUUAUUACGGCGCUGUUUCUUACACAUUAUAUAGCUGACCAAUCCCUUAUGUACUGUUACAUAUUUCAGGAGUACACAGAAGAAAUAGAGAAGCUUAGGAAAGACUUAAUAGCUGCCCGUGAGAAGAACGGCAUUUACUUAGCAGAGGAAAACUACAUGGAUAUCACAUCCAGACUGGAGACACAAGCAGCCGUGAUAAAAGAACUGGAAGACAACAUUGGGGCACUCACAGAUGAGAUAACAAAAGUAUCUAAGAUUUUUACUGAAACUCAAAGCAAGCUGGAUGAGAAGACGAAGACGUUGGACUACACAACCGACCAGCUGUGCAGCACUCAACGUGUGGGUGAGGAGUUGGCAGAAAGCAGUCGAGUAGACUCAGAAUUCUUCAACGUACGCUGGCCCACCUAUACUCGGCAGUGUCAUGCCACGGAAGUGCAGUUCUCUGAAUCUUAUGCAUCAGCACUGAAGACCGCAGCCAAGGGUGUUGGCGAAAAAAUCGAAAUGAUGAAGAGUGCAGAGCAUAUUGCUGAGACAAAGAGCUCGGAAGGCCAGGAAUGUGUGAGCGCUCUGGAGCAUGAUAGCACUCAGCGAUGGACAGACAUGAAUACAUCGUUGACUUCCAGCGUAGAUGCACUGAAGAAGGAUCUCAAUGCUCAAACCAACAAGCUCAAUGGAUGCAGCGAGGCAUCUGUGAAAGAAGUAGCACGCGGCAAAGAACGCCUGGAAGGGGCACUCACGCAGCAUCUGUCCGAACACUGCCAGCAGGUGGCAGCACAGAUGCAGAACGAAGUGUCUCUGCAGGUGGCGCUGCUCGAUCAGACUGAGAGCAAUGUUCAGCAGGAGCUGGAGAUGAGGAAGGAGCAGCUAGACACUUUCCUCGCUGACGAGCUCAAGGUGGAUAUCCCAACAGGCACGACUCCGCAGCGACGUGACUUCGCGUACCCGCGCACGCUGAGCCGGACCCAGCCCCACGACCAGUUGCUGCAGACGUAUCGUGCCAGUGUAGACGUGAGCGACGCCAUGAACGUCAGUCAAGCGCGCGUGCUUCCCCUGCCCGAGGACACGUUCGUUGAGGAAGAGGACCAGGAGAAUGUAAAUCAGCAAAGCCUCGACAAAACUGGUAACUCAAGCAAUCUGGACGUGUCAGACAACAUACUUGCGUGCAAGUCACAUCAUACCAACGCCGCGCGCACGUCAAAGCUGCCUCUCAGAAACAACAACUAGCAGCGAGUGUUCAUCUAUCCGUACUGUGAUCGUCUCUUCACGUACAAUGCACUGUGAGCUACAAAGGAUAUACCAACACAAGAGAUGUAACCAUCUGUCUAACCUGUUUAAUUGCCUUGUACACUGUGCCAGGUUAAAGCACCGGCUAUAUGUCCCAUAAGCUAUAUUGCAUCCCCACACAGCCACGCUAAAAGGGUCUGUGUCUUCCUGGGUACAGAAAACGGGGACUUACAGAAGUACUCGAGGUUAUGAUUAGUUACAGUUCAGACGAGCCAGUUACGUUCCAGUUACAUUCUCUGUGAUUGGUGCAGCGGUAUCAUGAAAAAUCGUCAUGAUGCAUUACUGCACGGAUGACAAUUUGCAAAUUUACCAGCUUGGAAAAAUCAUUCUAUUUACAUUUGUGGCAAUAUGUGUUGGCUCUAUCAGUCUAUAGAAUAUGGACAGCAAGCUCUGCAACUGCAGGGGUAUUUUCGUGCACUCCUGGUGAAGGUGAAUUAACCAGGCUAGUUCCAGCGUGUUGGAUAUAGCACUCUCUGUAUAAUUCAAUUACAAGAAUUAAAUGCAAGGUUUACAGUUUACGAUAAUGUGGAAGAGAACGACAGUGUGUGGUGUGCUAUGCUCGAUAUCUUUUGUUCUUCUGUAUAAUUAUUAACUACAAAUGAUGAUUGAAGUUAGAGUGUAAGAUUUGUAUUAUAUUAUCUGAAACUACAUAGAUUACAGUAGUAAAUUAAACUUGAUAUCAUUCGUUAGAUAAUAAUUAGUCCCGCUAUAAGACUUGCGCAUUGCGGAUUUUUCAAAAUAUAUAAUUUUUAACUUUUCUCCUCACCAUUCCUUUAUAUUGUGUAAAUGCCAGAGUAUUGGCUAAUCAUACUUUCUUCUCUGAACAGCUGCUUAUCGCCCCUGCUUGCUAAGAUUGUGUCGAACGAGAAAGCUUAUUUCAUUAGUAUCCUUUCAUAGUUUUCUUGAGUGUUCCCUUAAUUAGAUUGACUGUCGCUGUUUGAUAAAUGUUUUUGUUUGGCGUCACCGCGAUAUAAUAAUGCAUUCGACGCAUGUACUUGUAAAUAUUACUCAUGAAUGGCGUUAUAAUAGAACUUUUGUUUUAAACGCAUGAAUGCUCGGUAACUGCACUAUUGUGAGACGCGCACCACGACGUGUCCGAUCAUAACCGUGCUGCUUGGAAUCAUUCUAGUUAUGACAAGCUAUAACUAGUGCUUAGAGGGUCUAUGUCCCGCAGGGUACUGCCGGAAGGUACCCUGGUACUAUCUAAUAUGCCGGACCGUACCUCGCCUACUCCACUAACGAGUCUAGGGAGUCGCCUACGCCUACGCCUACUCCCUAACCCUAACCAUAUCAAAUUAAUAGUUACCAGGGUACGUUUCGGCAGUACCCUGGGGGCAUAGACCCUAUGAGCAUAACGCGUGCUUAGAUGAUCCUGUUUAAUUUCAGUAGAUAGAGGACUUGAUGUUGGAUCGUAAUGCCGCACGAGUCUCCUAUUGCCCACAGUUCGCGUCAUGUAGUGUUUUGAGGGACUAACGAUUUCUUAUCUGAGUGUGUGGGAUUGAAACUUGGUGGUACCAGGCGUGAAUAAUGACAUUAUUUGUCAAAUUUGCCAUUUGCCCAGUUUGUCAUUAGUCGCUCCCUGGUGGUACAUGUCUCUACAGUUUGUAAGAACUGCUGCGUUGUCAUUCAAAUUAAAAAAUAUAUUAUGGUAAAAGGAUUACUUAGGCUUAGUAUAUAACCUACUGUAAUCGGAAUGUUUUUCGUUGCGAUGAAUGGCAAAUUUAAUUAGUCGAUAACGUAUAUAUCAUGUGUGAACCUUUCUAUAAUAUUUGGUGCAUUGUAUUAGACAAAUAAACCAACUUUUAACUUCUGAUAGAAAAUGAAU
This is a messenger RNA of Priapulus caudatus, 4072 nucleotides long. RefSeq names its product kinesin-like protein KIF11-B. Gene Ontology annotation, cellular component: spindle microtubule; nucleus. Bases 106 to 2187 code for a protein of 693 amino acids. The transcript has 16 exons. The record is from RefSeq and is a predicted model, not a curated record. Gene Ontology annotation, biological process: microtubule-based movement; mitotic spindle assembly. Lineage: Eukaryota; Metazoa; Priapulida; Priapulimorpha; Priapulimorphida; Priapulidae. Gene Ontology annotation, molecular function: plus-end-directed microtubule motor activity; microtubule binding; ATP binding.